This is a messenger RNA of Clavispora lusitaniae ATCC 42720, 552 nucleotides long. Lineage: Eukaryota; Fungi; Ascomycota; Pichiomycetes; Serinales; Metschnikowiaceae. The record is from RefSeq and is a predicted model, not a curated record.
AUGCCAAAAAUUAACCCUUCUACAAUAAACAAACACUGCUUGUACAUUUGGCUAAAAACACUAUGCCGAAAUCAUUCCAAAGAGUGCAGCCGCAGCUACGGCCCAAGACACCGACCAGCGUCUGGAUCCGGCCGACGUGGUGCCGUUACAGUUGCUCCAGUUGCCGUAUGGGCCACGCAAGUCAACAAUGGGCGUGUUGGACGAAACCAGCUCUGGCUGUUCGGCAGAAGACCCAGAUCCGUGAGGUUCAGUAAAAGACUCUUCCGAUGCAGCGGGAACAUCCUCCAAAGACAGUUCCGCAGGGACGUCUUCUUCGGUUCCAACAGGGACAGCGGAUUCCUCAGAAGUAGGAACCUCGGUAGGCUCAGCGGCUUCGGGUGUCAGAGUGCUGAUAGUCUCGGUGAAGUUGCUGUAUCUUUGGGCUUGUGCCUGGAGCUCAAGGCUGCCGACCUUUGGUGUCGCUUCGUCCACUGCAGCGCGGGCACCCUUCCCAUCCUUUGUGGUUCCAAAAAUCCGGUAAAACCAGUCGUAGUCGUCGAGGUCGUCGUCUGA